Molecule: messenger RNA, 1209 nt
Organism: Echinostoma caproni
Lineage: Eukaryota; Metazoa; Platyhelminthes; Trematoda; Plagiorchiida; Echinostomatidae
Source: the annotation of a GenBank genome assembly
AAGGAACGACGUAUUUUGGAAGAAUAUCAGCGCGCUCUCAAAUCUAUGCCAUGCAAGAAAGAUCGUGAGGAAAUCGAACGACUCAAGGAGGAGUUGCACGAGUCGCGUUCAGACUUGAGUCGCCGCGAGGUUCGCUGGCACGCGGCGAUUGCUCGUUUACGAUCACGCAUUGAGGAACUAGAAGGGGAACGUGACGAAUUGAAAAGUCGAGUGCAUCGGUUGGAGGAAGAUCGCAUUUCUCUUCAGUCAAAGCUGUCGGAGUUGAAAACAGCGGGCAGUAUAAACAAGCUGUAUUUACGGCGCAGUGCAUCUUCCUUGUCAUCCGCACGACAGUCAGUCAGUGUACUUGCUAUUUUCUACGCGGUACUGAAAGAAGUAUUUUCGCAUUCCGAUCAUGCUAUUCGACGUAUGCGACAACAGAAGCAAUUUGUAUCUAGUUGUCGUCUUUCGGGUCGAACUCUAUCUCGACUAAAUUCCGCAGACAAACCUUAUACAGCUCAAGUGCGGCGAUCAACUACUCCUAACAUCCCGAUCUGUUCAUCUUGUGAUUUGCCACCUGUUCACGUGGACCGUGCUGGAGCGAACACCACGGCGACACUGCAUCAGGCUGUGCCAUCCACAACCGGUACUCGUGAAAGUGUGCUCAGCGGUGGCUAUUUCACCGGUGAUGAUGAUGCUGCAUCGAGUGGUAGCGGAUGUGUGGACGUUCGGCAAUCUGGCGGUGACGUGGUUCCCGAACAGACUACAACUGCUAGCGCAACAGUUGGUGAUGUUACUGCUGUCUCUUCGUUGCACGCUGUGCAAGCUCUAUCUCCUGUCUCCAGUCAGCACGGCGCAGACGGUCCUAACACCGCCCCAUUGAACGCGGAUAAAGUUGAAAAGACAGAAGAAAAUCUUCCCGCUCCGCGUACAGCUGCAUCAGGCAGUGUCGUGCGCACUGUAAAACAUGCGGACGGGUCGGUUGAAGAAGCAUACUCCAAUGGUGCUGUGGUCGUCACUUAUUCUAACGGCUCGGUGAAGGAAGUUUUUCCGGACGGCGUAACGAUAGUGGUGUCCCUCUUUAACGGGGAUAUUAAACGGACAUUACCAGACGGCCGCGUUCUGGAUCGCCUGCUAGAGCUGGCCCAAUUCCGUUCACUUCAGUUGGUACGACCAUUGUCCAUGUACGUUCGUCCUCCGUAUUUGGUUGCUGUAAGACAGAAAAGAUGA